Molecule: messenger RNA, 2381 nt
Organism: Cicer arietinum (chickpea)
Lineage: Eukaryota; Viridiplantae; Streptophyta; Magnoliopsida; Fabales; Fabaceae
Biological process (GO): mRNA splice site recognition
Cellular component (GO): U1 snRNP
Molecular function (GO): mRNA binding
Source: RefSeq, a predicted model, not a curated record
UUUACUAGUUUUUGUUUUUCAGGUAAUAGCUUCCUUCACGCACCAAACCAUACCACACCACACCACACCACACCACAAACCCUAGACACAAAAUUCUCAAUAAUUCUCUACUCAUCCAUCUUCCUUACAUUAAUCGGAAUUAGGGUUUUACUCCUCAUCCAAUUCUUCCAAUCUCAUCUCGUAGCUAUGGAUGCUCAGAGAGCUCUCCUCGACGAACUCAUGGGUUCAGCUCGGAACUUGACGGAGGAAGAGAGAAGGGGUUACAAGGAAGUGAGUUGGGAUGAUAAAGAAGUUUGUGGAUUCUAUAUGGUGCGGUUUUGUCCUCACGAUCUCUUCGUCAAUACGCGUAGUGAUCUCGGACCAUGUCCAAAAAUACAUGACCCGAAGUUAAAAGAAAGUUUUGAGAAAUCUCCAAGACAUGAUGCGUACGUACCCAAAUUUGAAGCUGAACUUGCUCAAUUUUGUGAGAAAUUGGUGAUGGACUUGGAUAGAAGAGUAAAACGUGGACGAGAACGUCUUAAUCAAGAGGUAGAGCUACCGCCGCCGCCACCACUGACAGCUGAAAAAUCUGAACAGCUGUCUGUGCUGGAGGAGAAAAUAAAGAACCUUCUGGAACAAGUUGAAUCUCUUGGUGAAGCUGGGAAGGUUGAUGAAGCUGAGGCUCUUAUGAGAAAGGUGGAGACACUUAAUACAGAGAAGGCAGCCUUAACACAACCUCAAAAUGAUAAAGUAUUAAUGCUUCAGGAGAAGAAGAUGGCACUCUGCGAGGUAUGUGGAUCUUUUCUGGUGGCAAAUGAUGCUGCAGAAAGAACUCAGUCUCAUGUCGCAGGAAAGCAGCAUGUUGGCUAUGGCAUGGUUCGUGACUUCAUAAAUGAAUACAAGGCUGCUAAGGAGAAGGCUAUUGAAGAAGAAAGAUUGGCUCGGGAUAGAGACACAGAAGAGGGAAGAAAACAGAGGGAGAAGGAUGAUGGGCGAAAGAGACGCAGUGAUUCAAGUGAUAGGGAGAAAUAUCGUGAUAAAGAUCGUGAUAGGGAACGUGAUAGGUACAGAGGUAGAGACUCUGAUCGUGAAAGAUCUCGGGAGUAUGAAGUUAGAGGUAAUCGAGAUCGAGUAAGGGGGAUGGAUUCUAGGUUGAGGAAUGGAAAAAAUGGAGGCAGAGACAGGUACCGCAAUCGGAGCAGAUCAUAUUCCCCUGUUAGGCAUAACCACAGAAGGUCUUAAAGUCCAGUUUGCUCCAAAUAGUGAAAUUUCUUUAUAGAUAUCAGAAUUUAAAUUUAAAAGAGGUAGACCUUAAUAUCCCAAGACUUACAUAAAUAUGUGCUUUUAGAGUCUUGAGUUUUCUCAUUAUCUAGGGUGAAUUUACCCUUUUCUCAUCUCAGAGCUUUGUUGAGACUAUACAAUCUCCCUUUCAUCAAUAUUAUUAACGGAGAAAAGGGUUGAGGUAGGUAUUUCCCUGUUGUAACUUUUCUCAAAUUGUUUUGCGUCUUGAUUUGAAGUUAUUUAUUAUUAUAAUUCAUCUCAAAAUUGUGUAGUCUUUCUUUACCUGCAUUUUCUGGAUAUCGUUUGAUUGAGUAAAGAUGUCAGACACAAAAUUACAUGAGUGAUUGUCAUUGCUGCAAAAGGGGAUGGUUUACUCUUUUUUUGAGGUAACAUGUGAAACUUAUUACCCUGAGACAAAUAGAUUGAUAUUUGUUUGCCCUUUUCUUGUCUGUUUCAUUACUUUUGUUUCUUAAGUUGAUAUAUAAACCAGCACAGGUUUAUAAAUGCUGCUUAUUCUGACAUGCAUUUGACAUUGAACUACACUGAAGGCACCAGUUUAGAAGAUAUAGGUAAACUUACUGAAUUUGUUGUUAGAAAUUUCCCAAAUCCAUUCGUAUUUAUAAUAUAAUGGGUUGAUAUUUUAGAUAUGGGUUUCCGUUGGGGGAAAUAUGAGUGCAUGUUGUCCACCCCUGACUAACAAGAACACAAAUGUCAUUGUGAUAUUUAAUGGCUAGAUAGCGCUUCUGGACAUGCCAUUUGCAGGAAGAUAACCGCCUCUUGAUGGGAGAAACGACACAAUGAAAACUUGGUGUGUUUGGAUAACCUUAAAAUUACGGUGAAAAAUCAUGGUGAGUCAAAAGCUACACAUUGUAGCUGUAGCUUUUAAAAUUCACUGAGAUACACUCCAAACUCAAUGUGAGAUACACAUUGUAGCUGUAGCUUUUAAAAAUCACCGAGAUACACUCCACCACUAAACAAUGUUACAUUAGUCAACUGGCAGUCAAACUUUUGGUAAAUCUUAGUAGUGGUCAUAUGUUCUCGGAAAUUCAGUCAUAAUGAUUGUAAAUGCAGCAGUGGUCAUAUGUUCUCGAAAAUAAAAAUGAGCGGAUUUGAAAUGGUAA